Messenger RNA from Opisthorchis viverrini, 1956 nucleotides. RefSeq lists its product as hypothetical. The record is from RefSeq and is a predicted model, not a curated record. Gene Ontology annotation, molecular function: G protein-coupled receptor activity. NCBI's taxonomy places the organism in Eukaryota, Metazoa, Platyhelminthes, Trematoda, Opisthorchiida, Opisthorchiidae. Gene Ontology annotation, cellular component: membrane. Gene Ontology annotation, biological process: G protein-coupled receptor signaling pathway. Bases 1 to 1956 code for a protein of 651 amino acids. The transcript has 4 exons.
AUGUCUUCGUUCAAAAACCACUUCUUAUUGAUGGAAUCUGUAGUUGUCCUAUCCAGUGAAGCUUGUGAUGCAGACCCACAUAGACCAUAUAAUUCACACUUUGAGGGCUUUAUUCCACUCAGAACCAAGCCAAAGCCUGUCUGUAUGACAGGUCGAAAGGGACUUGUUUACAACAUGCCCUGCCUGAGCGGAUGGAAUGCCAGUGGAUCCGCAUCAAAUAAUGGCGAUAACGAGGAACGACCUAAUACCGAGACUGACAUGUUCGCUCGUGCUUGGCCAAGUCCACCAAAAUACACUCAACAGGUCGGACAACUAAAUCAGGCAAUCUAUUUGUUUCUGGAUAUGUCUACCGAAGGACACUUCGAUCAGCUGCAUCCAAGCCAUCUGAUUGCAACAAUCCUGAUGCAGGGGAGAGCGCGUAUGGAAAUUCUCCUUUCUACUCAGCGCCGAGUACUAUACAAUGUGGUCAAUGAUUCCGUAUUUGGCAAGAUUGUUAGGGAUUUCACCCUUUCGAUGCGAGUCCAUGGUGCAUGCGUAAACACCAAGGAAGAGCUGGUGGCCAUUCGGGGUGACAGUCUGCCCAGCAGUGUUGACGGUCGCGGCUUACAAGAAUCGGUCGCUUCGCCUUUUUCUAAUCGAUGGAUUGCAUUUCCAGAACGGAUGUUUCCUCGGAUAAUAAUCGGUGGUAUCCAGCUCCGAUGCAACUUGAUCAGGAUGAGAGUUGGAAGCCCUCGAAAUAGUCAUUAUGGCCAGUUGAUCUUAUGUCGUGGAAACUGUGGCCAACCGGAGAGUUUGGUGCGUAUUUUGCAGUCCUGCUGGAUCACACAUGACGCUAGAUUUGCUCGUCAUAAUUGGGUUGCAAGGAAACUCGUAAAACGUUUCCGUCGACUGGGGUACACCGUCUUCGAGGAGACGAGGGCAGAUACUUCAACGUCCUUAAUCAAACCUGACCUAAUCGCUGCUCGGGAGCGCCGAGCAACUGCAACAGACGUCAACAUAACCUCCUACGGCCGUGGAGUAAUUGUAUACCCACAAAGAAAGAAGAUGCAGCGUCUUGGGGCUCUGGUGACAAUCGCCUGCAUCUGGAUCAUGGCUCUCUUUUUGGCCUGCCCAAUGAUUGCAUUCACGUCUGUCAGUCACGGCAUUAUACGUUCCGAUGCAAGCGUAUGCUCGGCAAGCACUCUGGAUAGUCACGGAUUGCGCAAGGCCAAACUUGUUUACGGAGGUGUUACUCUUGUCGUACAGUACUUGUUUCCAGUUACGGUUGUGGGUUUCGCCUACACAAGAAUUUACUUAAAGAUUCGGACACGCCAAAAGAACCAAACACAAAAUCAGCUGAUAUCUAGUCGUCUGAACAGGCCACAAUCUAGAUGGACGGGGAGGAAUCAGCUGUCUUCAGGAUUCGAGGACAUUCGCCUUUCGAAUUUUAUUUCGGAGCAUGAAAUGUUUACUACCAUUGGUCCGGAAACGGUCCAAUCAAACGGUCGACCUCCAAGGCGUUUUGCUGGCCCCUUCCGGGAUCCAAAUCGUCUGUUGAACACUGACCAGUCAGACCGCGACCGCCUGGUUCAUCGACGUCAGAUCAAGACAAACGCCCUAUUGCUGGCAAUCACACUCACAUUCAUUCUGUCCUGGACACCUCUACACGUAUUUAACUUAACAAUGGAUAUGGUCGAAACCCAAAGAAUUGACAUUUUAAGCUUAGUCUCGCUGGCGAACCAGGAAACCUCAAAUCACACUUACCCAAAUUUUAACCAUUCAAAACCAAACGGUAUGAGCCAUUCCGGAACAUAUCUGAUCGGCAGAAAUGUCACCAUUAUUCAUGCCAUAUGUCUCCUUUGUGUUCACUUGGCCGCAUGUAUUAAUCCGAUUUUGUAUGGCUGGCUAAACGAGAAUUUCUGUCAAAUUUUUCGGCAAACUUCAAGGAAUUACUUGGCCUGGUGCCGUUUAAGAUAA